This is a messenger RNA of Phyllostomus discolor (pale spear-nosed bat), 3031 nucleotides long. RefSeq names its product chondroitin sulfate N-acetylgalactosaminyltransferase 2 (gene CSGALNACT2). The record is from RefSeq and is a predicted model, not a curated record. Gene Ontology annotation, cellular component: Golgi cisterna membrane. NCBI's taxonomy places the organism in Eukaryota, Metazoa, Chordata, Mammalia, Chiroptera, Phyllostomidae. Gene Ontology annotation, molecular function: glucuronosyl-N-acetylgalactosaminyl-proteoglycan 4-beta-N-acetylgalactosaminyltransferase activity.
AUGUAGACAUUCUGGUUGAGUAUUACAUGUCAUAUCUUAAUUUUAUAAGAUAUUUUUCUUAAUAAUUUCUCCCACAAUUUACUGAAUAUUCUGAAUUGUAUCAGCACCUCUCAUGGUGCUCGACAUAUAGUGGUCACAUAAGUUUACUGAAGCUGUCAAUAAUUUGAUGUAAAGGGCCCAGCAGAAGUAACACCACUGAGUGUGGUUGGAAGCAUACAUGAAUGUUUUGCACAAGGCGGACAGCAAUUUGAACAUUUCACAUAAAAUGUCAUAUGGUGUGCUUGAGUGUGAUAUUGUUAUGUUACAGAAUUACAUGCUUAUGAUUUUGUAAUAAAAGAGGGGAGUUAUUUGUGCUGGACCCUAUAUUUAAGGAAACAAAAUUCUGAUUGAUUCUGAUCUGUUUCUUUCAGAAAUGUCACCAGGCAUAUAAUGGAAUUUUAUCUGAUUCUGUAGAUCUUCAUUCUGGAUAUCAAGGUAACAAUACAGGAGGUGCGCAUAAUUUCUCAUUUCUGCAAGUAGCCUUAACUGCUAAAGGAAGACAUUUUUUAAGCUACAGCAAAAUUCAUUUUGGUAACUUUUAUGGAAAUCUUAAUUUUGUUUUUAAAUUUUCAAUAACCUUUUGCUAAAGGUAUGAACAAGCAAAGAACUUACCUCAGUAGGCAAGUCCCACAUUAAUAAGAAUGCCUAGAGAGGACUGAUUCUUCAGACCCGGACUCAGUGGCUACUGUUGGGUCUUGCUUUAGUUUGCAUUUUGGUACUGUUUUUGUAUCUUCUGGAAUGUGCUCCCCAGACUGAUGGAAAUGCAUCUCUUCCUGGGGUCAUUGGGGAAAAUUAUGGUAAAGAGUAUUAUCAGGCCCUACUGCAGGAGCAAGAAGAACAUUAUCAAACCAGGGCAACCAGUCUGAAACGCCAAAUUGCACAACUAAAACAAGAAUUGCAAGAAAUGAAUGAGAAGAUGAGAGCAUUACAAGAGAGAAAGAAUGUAGGGUCUAAUGGCAUAGGGUAUCAAGGUCACAAAGAACAAGUACCUAGUGAUCUUCUAGAGUUUCUUCAUUCCCAAAUUGACAAAGCUGAAAUUAGCAUAGGAGCCAAGCUACCUAGUGAGUAUGGCGUCAUUCCGUUUGAAAGUUUUACCUUAAUGAAAGUAUUUCAACUGGAAAUGGGUCUCACUCGCCAUCCCGAGGAAAAGCCAGUUAGAAAAGACAAACGAGAUGAAUUGGUGGAAGUUAUUGAAGCUGGCUUGGAGGUCAUUAAUAAUCCUGAUGAAGAUGAUGAACAGGAAGAUGAGGAUGGUCCCCUUGGAGAGAAACCGAUAUUUAAUGAAAAUGAUUUCAUAGAAGGUUAUUACCGCACUGAGAGAGAUAAGGGCACACAGUAUGAACUCUUUUUUAAGAAAGCAGACCUUAUGGAAUAUAGACAUGUGACCCUCUUCCGCCCUUUUGGACCUCUCAUGAAAGUGAAGAGCGAGAUGAUUGACAUUACUAGAUCACUUAUUAAUAUAAUCGUCCCACUCGCUGAAAGAACUGAAGCAUUUGUACAGUUUAUGCAGAACUUCAGGGAUGUAUGUAUUUAUCAGGACAAGAGGAUUCAUCUGACAGUGGUGUAUUUUGGUAAAGAAGGACUGUCUAAAGUCAAGUCCAUCCUAGAAUCUGUCACAAGUGAGUCUAAUUUUCACAAUUACACCUUGGUCUCAUUGAAUGAAGAAUUUAAUCGUGGACGAGGACUAAAUGUGGGUGCUCGAGCUUGGGACAAGGGAGAGGUCUUGAUGUUUUUCUGUGAUGUUGAUAUAUAUUUCUCAGCCGAAUUCCUUAACAGCUGCCGGUUAAAUGCUGAGCCAGGCAAGAAGGUGUUUUACCCUGUAGUGUUCAGUCUUUACAACCCUGCCAUUGUUUAUGCCAGUCAGAAUGUACCCCCUCCUGUGGAGCAGCAGCUGGUUCACAAAAAGGAUUCUGGCUUUUGGCGAGAUUUUGGCUUUGGAAUGACUUGUCAGUACCGAUCAGAUUUCCUGACCAUUGGUGGAUUUGACAUGGAAGUUAAAGGCUGGGGUGGAGAAGAUGUUCAUCUUUAUCGAAAAUACUUACAUGGUGACCUCAUUGUGAUUCGGACUCCGGUUCCUGGGCUUUUCCACCUCUGGCAUGAGAAACACUGUGCUGAUGAGUUGACCCCCGAGCAGUACCCCCGCAUGUGCAUCCAGUCCAAAGCUAUGAAUGAAGCCUCUCACUCACACAUGGGAAUGCUGGUCUUCAGGGAGGAGAUAGAGACACAUCUUCACAAACAAGCAUACAGGACAAAUAGUGAAGUUGUUGGUUAAUGUAAUCAUUACUCCAAACCACAAGCCAGCACUGAACCUCAAACCAGCACUAUUUAUUUAGCCUUAAUUCCAGUUCCAAAUGGAGUGCCUCUUUCAGAGAAGACAUGCUUAUGUUUUGUGUUCUUUGUGACAUUACUUUACUCUAGCAGUUUAACUUCAUAGAAAAGAGAAAGCAACUGUUUUGAUGCAAAGUCUGCACUAUGGAAUCAUUGAUAAAUCAAAAUUUGGUGUUUGGCUCCAAAAAUAGUUUUGAGUUAGUUUCUGCUCUGUGCCCAUGUUCUUAUGUGUCCUGGUUGCAUCUGUGAUGAUGAUGGGUAAGAAGCAUCUUGUUCCUGCAGGAAUGGAGAAUUACAGAUGGAGUGUGUGGACAAAGGUUUUUCACCUGCCAACCACUGGGUCAACUUGCUUGGUUUUUAAAUCAAGCAAUCAAGAUCUUUGGUUGGUUGCUUGAAGAAUCCUUUUUCACUGAAGAGGAUACUUAAAUGACAAUUCUGAAAUCCCCAACCAGUCAAACAACCCCCUCUUGUUGUUUAGGGUCCCCUAAAUGUCUGUUUUUAAAGAAAUAGGUAAUAGUAGGAAAUACUUAGAAUAUAUGACUUGCUUAAAAUAUAAUGUUUAUUACUCUGUCAUCAUGUUCAGGAUUAGAAGUCAAAGUUUCUGUAGACUGUUUUGAACAAACUACAGUCAGCAUGGAAAUGUCUUUAACAGACAUAAUUAUGU